UUAAUGGAUUCUAAUUUAUAUGUAAAAUUAUCUCCUUAAGGUACAUAAAAACAUAAGGAACUGGAAUAAUAAUGUUUGAAGAAGUUUAUAUAUUGGGUAGCUGUAGCAAAUAUUUCAGGUGCACUUGGAGGUUAACUUAUGAUGUAUAUCCCAAUGUCAAGCAGAUAAAAAUAAAUGAGGUAAUUUUAGAACGAUAAUUUUAUUUUUAGAUUUAGAAAUGGUAUUUUUUUAACAACUGCUUUAAUGUUGAGUUAUCAUGGCUAUAAAUUAUCAAAAAGAGAUUUAAGAAUUGGAUAAAAAGAGAUUAUUCAAAAUAAAGAUUAUGUAUUAUCACCAUCUUGAGAUAUUCUUUAU
Molecule: messenger RNA, 354 nt
Organism: Paramecium sonneborni
Lineage: Eukaryota; Ciliophora; Oligohymenophorea; Peniculida; Parameciidae
Source: the annotation of a GenBank genome assembly